Molecule: messenger RNA, 1531 nt
Organism: Oryzias latipes (Japanese medaka)
Lineage: Eukaryota; Metazoa; Chordata; Actinopteri; Beloniformes; Adrianichthyidae
Gene: trmt10b
Product: tRNA methyltransferase 10B
Biological process (GO): tRNA N1-guanine methylation
Cellular component (GO): nucleoplasm; nucleus
Molecular function (GO): tRNA binding
Source: RefSeq, a predicted model, not a curated record
UGAUCAUGUAGGGAAAAAAAAGCCUGACGAUUUUUUUUAUAAUACAAAGCUUCAAUCUCAAUAUUAUGCAAAUAUACUGACAAUAUAGGAUAAUGAAUUAUAAUAGUCAUUAAAAUGAUUUCAAUGAAAACAUCGUUGAAAAAAGUUAAACUAUAAAAAUUGUCAUUAGUCGGACCCACCAGUAGGGGUCAUUGUUCUGGGUCUGGUAACUAUUGCGUCAUUUAAAAGGGACACGAAAUAUUGGCUAACAGGCUGUGUUGGAUCGAUUUAGUUUUUGAUCAGUUUCUGCCUUCACAAUUCUCUAUUUGGACUUUUAAGGCGUAGUUUUUCCACUACUGAGACAUAAAUAAUAUAUCUUUAAACGACGUCUUUAUUGUUGUAGAGUUUAUUUUUGAAGUUCCACGAUUAUUUUACCAACAAACACAAUUAUAUGUUAAGCUCUACAUACACAGUACAAACAUGUCAUAUUUUCUUUAAAUCUACAUUUAAAGGGUUGUCUUGGAGUAUGCCUCCACUUAGCUUAGUGAAAUGGAAACUGUAGAAUCUGAUAGACGUGAAAAACAGAUCAUUGGAGACUCGGAGAUCAUCGAUCUGCUUCUUAUCGAUGUGGAAACAAACGUGGAAAAAAGAGCAGGGAAAGAGAGCGCAGCGUGUUCAAGAAAUGUGUUGAGGAAGCAGCGGCACUGGGAGAGGCAGCUGGCUGCUAAAAAGUGCAAGAGGAAAGAAGAGAAGCAAAGGAAGAAGCUCAGCCGUGAGCAUAAUGCUGAGUCGAGCACAGACGAUCCUCGGCUUAGUAAACGAGUCUGGAAGGCAAUCACUAAAGAACGUCUUGCUGAUGCUCAGAGUACGGGACUCAAACUCUGCGUCGAUCUGAGUAUGACUGAUCGGAUGUCUGACAAAGAGAUAAGCCGGCUUGCUGGUCAGUUAAGGCGGCUGUACGGAUCUAACAAGAAGGCGACUUGGCCAUUUCACGUGUUCCUCACAGACCUGGGAGAAGACAGCCGGCUUUACAGAGAGUGUAUUCGCAUGAACGAUGGGUUCCUCAACUACAUGAUGGACAUAACAGAAAAAGGAGUUUUGGAGCUUUUUUCUCCAGAAAGUGUGGUCUACCUCACACCAGAUGCUGAAGAAGCUUUGGAAACGGUGGAUCCAGACAAGGUUUACGUUCUUGGUGGUCUUGUGGACGAGAGUAUUCAAAAGAAGUUGAGCCUCUCAAAAGCCUCAGAUUUGAGCGUCCGCACAGCAAGGCUGCCUAUCGAUGAAUACAUGAUAAAGAAAGACAAUGUCAAGAAUUUUCACUCCAAGAUUUUGGCCAUUAAUCAAGUUUUUGACAUCCUGCUGACUUUCUUUGAGAGCGGAAGCUGGACUAAAUCUUUGCAGGCUUGGUUCCCGGCUGGAAAGGGUUACGUGAUAUCAGCAGGCGGUUCACCUCCACGCUCUGCUGUUGCAAAGACUCAGCAUCAGAAUCAAUAAUAUUUUUGUUGCUCUUGUUUUUGGACAAAAUCUCCUAUUAAAGAUACUGGAAAAAAAU